Struthio camelus australis is the source of this 7443-nucleotide messenger RNA. The record is from RefSeq and is a predicted model, not a curated record. NCBI's taxonomy places the organism in Eukaryota, Metazoa, Chordata, Aves, Struthioniformes, Struthionidae.
AUGCCGAAAUGCUUAGCGUACACCCUGGGUGUAGCUGCUAUGGUUAACGGACCUGAUGGCAUUCUGCAGAACGGAGCUGUGGACGAUAAUGUGGCUAAAACCAGCCAGCUUCUGGCAGAGCUGAAUUUUGAAGAAGAUGAGGAAGAUACCUAUUACACAAAGGACCUCCCUGUGCAUGCCUGCAGCUACUGUGGUAUCCAUGACCCAGCUUGUGUGGUUUACUGCAACACCAGCAAAAAAUGGUUCUGUAAUGGGCGUGGAAAUACAUCUGGCAGCCACAUUGUUAAUCAUCUUGUGAGAGCGAAGUGCAAAGAGGUGACGCUCCACAAAGAUGGGCCUCUAGGAGAGACUGUCUUGGAAUGUUAUAACUGUGGAUGUCGUAAUGUGUUUCUCCUGGGCUUUAUUCCAGCGAAGGCAGACUCUGUGGUUGUUUUGCUGUGCAGGCAACCAUGUGCCAGUCAGAGCAGUUUAAAGGAUAUUAACUGGGACAGUUCACAGUGGCAGCCUCUUAUCCAAGACCGCUGUUUCCUUUCAUGGCUGGGAAAGAUUCCAUCUGAACAGGAACAGCUGAGAGCACGUCAGAUUACAGCUCAACAGAUUAACAAACUGGAAGAACUUUGGAAGGAAAAUCCAUCUGCAACUCUUGAGGAUUUAGAAAAGCCUGGUGUUGAUGAAGAGCCACAGCAUGUCCUACUUAGAUAUGAAGAUGCUUAUCAAUACCAAAAUAUAUUUGGUCCUCUAGUGAAGCUUGAGGCAGACUAUGACAAGAAACUCAAGGAGUCUCAGACCCAAGAUAACAUCACAGUCAGAUGGGACUUGGGCUUGAACAAGAAAAGAAUUGCUUAUUUCACUUUGCCGAAGACCGAUUCAGAUAUGCGUCUUAUGCAAGGAGACGAGAUCUGCUUGAGGUAUAAAGGAGACCUGGCCCCUUUAUGGAAGGGAAUUGGUCAUGUUAUCAAAGUUCCUGAUAAUUAUGGUGACGAGAUAGCCAUUGAGCUAAGAAGCAGCGUUGGAGCGCCUGUGGAAGUUACUCAUAACUUCCAAGUGGAUUUUGUAUGGAAGUCUACUUCAUUUGACAGAAUGCAGAGUGCUUUAAAAACAUUUGCUGUGGAUGAGACUUCAGUGUCUGGGUACAUCUAUCACAAGCUGUUAGGCCACGAGGUAGAAGAUGUAAUUAUUAAAUGCCAGUUGCCAAAGCGCUUUACAGCACAAGGACUUCCUGAUCUCAACCAUUCUCAGGUUUAUGCUGUGAAGACUGUCUUGCAGCGUCCCUUGAGUCUUAUUCAGGGUCCCCCUGGUACAGGAAAAACAGUGACAUCAGCCACAAUUGUCUAUCAUCUGGCUAGACAGGGCAAUGGGCCUGUAUUAGUCUGUGCUCCAAGUAACAUAGCUGUAGAUCAGUUGACUGAGAAGAUUCAUCAAACUGGACUGAAAGUGGUUCGCCUGUGUGCUAAAAGUCGUGAGGCAAUUGAUUCUCCUGUAUCCUUCUUGGCAUUGCAUAACCAGAUCAGAAACAUGGAUAGCAUGCCAGAGCUUCAGAAACUGCAGCAGCUUAAAGAUGAAACUGGAGAACUGUCAUCCGCUGAUGAGAAACGUUACCGUGCACUGAAACGAACAGCAGAGCGUGAAUUGCUUAUGAAUGCAGAUGUGAUUUGUUGCACAUGUGUGGGAGCUGGUGAUCCAAGACUUGCAAAAAUGCAGUUCCGCUCCAUUCUGAUUGAUGAAAGCACGCAGGCUACUGAGCCAGAGUGUAUGGUGCCAGUUGUCCUGGGAGCAAAACAGCUAAUUCUUGUAGGUGACCACUGUCAGCUUGGUCCUGUUGUGAUGUGUAAAAAAGCUGCAAAGGCUGGCCUAUCUCAGUCUCUCUUUGAGAGGCUUGUGGUGCUGGGGAUCCGUCCGAUUCGCCUUCAAGUGCAGUAUCGCAUGCAUCCUGCACUUAGUGCUUUUCCAUCCAAUAUCUUCUAUGAGGGUUCACUCCAGAAUGGUGUUACUGCAGCGGACCGUGUGAAAAAAGGAUUUGAUUUCCAGUGGCCACAGCCAGAUAAGCCAAUGUUUUUCUAUGUUACACAAGGACAGGAAGAAAUUGCCAGUUCAGGCACCUCUUACUUAAACAGAACGGAAGCAGCCAAUGUGGAGAAGAUUACUACAAAGUUAUUGAAAGCUGGUGCCAAACCAGAUCAGAUUGGCAUUAUUACUCCUUAUGAGGGUCAGCGAUCCUAUCUGGUGCAGUACAUGCAAUUCAGUGGUUCCUUGCACACGAAACUUUACCAGGAAGUGGAAAUUGCGAGUGUGGAUGCCUUCCAGGGACGGGAGAAGGACUUUAUUAUCCUUUCUUGUGUCAGGGCCAAUGAACACCAAGGAAUAGGGUUUCUGAAUGACCCCAGGCGUCUUAAUGUGGCUCUUACAAGAGCAAGGUAUGGCGUAAUUAUUGUUGGGAACCCAAAAGCACUGUCUAAACAACCACUUUGGAAUCACCUGCUGAAUUAUUACAAGGAGCAGAAGGUUCUGGUGGAGGGACCACUGAAUAACCUCCGGGAAAGCCUUAUGCAAUUCAGCAAGCCCCGGAAACUUGUCAAUACCAUCAAUCCAGGUGCCCGUUUUAUGACUACUGCCAUGUAUGAUGCACGUGAGGCUAUUAUUCCAGGAUCUGUCUAUGACCGGAGCAGUCAAGGGCGCCCGUCCAACAUGUACUUCCAAACUCAUGACCAGAUUGGGAUGAUUAGUGCUGGCCCCAGCCACGUCACUGCUAUGAACAUUCCUAUCCCUUUCAACCUUGUGAUGCCACCGAUGCCACCACCGGGAUACUUUGGCCAGGCUAAUGGACCAGCUGCAGGACGAGGGGCACCAAAAGGAAAGACUGGUCGUGGUGGGCGUCAGAAAAAUCGUUUUGGGAUUCCUGGAACUAGUCAGUCAAACCUUCCAAAUAGUCAAGCAAGCCAAGAUGUGGUGUCCCAGCCUUUCUCCCAGGGUCCACUGACUCAAGGGUAUAUCUCCAUGAGUCAGCCAUCGCAGAUGAGUCAGCCUGGGCUCUCCCAACCAGAAUUAUCACAGGACAGUUACCUUGGUGAUGAGUUUAAAUCUCAGAUCGAUGUGGCGCUGUCACAGGACUCUACUUACCAGGGUGAACGCGCAUAUCAACAUGGCGGAGUGACGGGACUGUCACAGUAUUAGAGUGUUGAGGAAGAAGAGCUAAGCUUGUGUGGAGCUUAGUUCAUCAGCAUUUUAUUCUGGGUAAUAAAAAAAAUAAAAUAAAAUGGAUACCUGUUUUCCACUGCUAAAACUGAAGCACCACUGUGUGAGAGCAACAGGAGAAAGAAACCAACCAACGGAGAGGAGAGAGAGAAAGGAGCGCGCGCGCGAGAGAGCCCACUGCUAGCUCACUGAGACAAGGAGACUGACCGGAGAGGAGAGAGAGCACCGAAGGACUGGCUGGCGCCUCACUGGGAAGGCAUCUCACCCUGAAAUGAGUGGUCAGCUGAGUCCCUGCUCCCCCAGUCAAACAAGCUCGAGAGAAGGGCCUUAAGCAGGUUUCACUUCAUUCCAUACUUCUCUUUGCGAGCAGGGCAUUACUUUUCAGAGCAGACGGGGAGAGGAAAACCCUCAUCUCAGAGUUGUUCUGGUUUUAAAGGGGUACUAUAUUUUAGCAGUAACUGUUUACAUUUUAGAAACAGAGUAUCUGAGAGAGAGUUCCUGACUAAGUGACAGCAAGCCAAGCAGAAAUGCAGCGGAUCAUAGCUGAUGCUCAACUCUGAGAUGCAGGUUUUGUUGUCCAGCACUGGCUCUGAAAUCCUAGUGUCAUCGUGUCGCCCAUAUUCUGAACGGGUCUUUGUGACAAGGUGGUUUUAAAGAGAUUCUUUCAAAGGAGCACUGAAUUUUUAGAAGUUUGUCUCUGAAUUCUUAGUGGUGGACCUGGGAGAUCCUUGUUCUGAGAAGCUUACAAAAAGUUUAAAACAAAACUAAAUUAGAGCACCAACCUUGAGAACUUUCAGUGUGAUUUAAAGUUGCAGCAAUCAGCCUCUUCUUCCUACAUUGGAUAGCAGUUAGAGUGAAAGGAGCCUGCGCGCUCGAGCAGGAGGAGGGUUUCAAAGUGUUUUCUGUAUGCUUUAAUUGGCUACUGUCUGGACUCUACUCUGUGAAAAACAAGCCUUUCUGUAAGAUGAACUGUGCGCUUAAAAGGGGAUGGGUUCCUGUGCCCUUCGGCCCUGGAGGAAAAGAUGCUAAUAGGCCUGCUUUAUUCACUCCCACAGAUCUGGGGAAGAAGUAGUGGAAACUGGGGAUUAUAUUGGUUUUGAAGUAAAGACUCUACAAUGUUAUCGAAGCAGGUUGGAAAAAUGGAAAAAGCAGGCAGUUGUUGGAAGGUGGCCUCUGAUGGAUGGGUAUAAUUAGAGAUAAUGGGUUAGGCUUUUGUGUGGCUUCUUCAGUGAUUAAUGCAGAUAGCUGAAAGAUUCAGGUGUUUAAAAACAAACCCGGAGCCUAUUUUUUCAGGUAGUGGACACGGCUGUGCCAUCAAUGCUGGCCUGAGAAAUAGCUGGAAGUCAAAACUGAAAACAGCACAUAAAAGAAGCCAUCCAAUUUCUAAGUUGUACCCAUGUCUUAAAUAAGUCAUAUGGGAACACUGGGAGCAUUUUAUUUGUGUCUAAACCUUUUUAGAAACAGCGCAGAGAACUUAAAUUCCUACAGACCCAUUUUUAUCAGACCCCGAAAUUAGACUAACCUCUACCUCCUAAUUGGCUAAGAUCAGUAGAGUGUGAAUUACUAACCUAGGUGUUUUUAAAGUUUGAAUUAAGUUAGCUUUAUACUCAAAGGGCUCCAAGUGUUUCUAGUCUUUUUUUUGGGGGAACUCAAAAUACCUCUCAUAUGAAUGUACUUAAAUGAUGUAAACCCCACUUUUUGUAACUGGGGGGGAAAACCCUUUCAUUACUGUCCUUUCUGUAGAGUGUUGACCCGCUUUCAUAACCUGUAUUUGCUGUAGUUUUUCAAGAGUGUCUCUCCCCCAGUACAGAUCCGGUGUAGCAUACCCACAAACUGUGAGUAGUGUGCACAUAAAAUGGAACAGGUGUUCAAAUUUUUUUCAGUCCUGCAGUGAACAUAGUUCAAGAACUGCAAAAUAAACUAAACUUGCCAGAAAUAAAAACCAUUCUUGUUUCAUAAAAAGCCUCCAGAGUUUAGACUUCUAAAACGUGAAAGAAUGGAGACACAGGCCACCUUCCUUCCUUGUAAGAUGGACUGUUUUAUUUAUUAACAUUGCCGAAGGGCUUUUUAAUUUUUUUUUCCUUCUGGUUAGGCUGCGUAGUUGCAUAGUUUUGAGAUAGGUUUAAGCUGUAACCCCCUUGUGCAAUGCAAUCCAUUGAGUAAUGUAACCCCCUCCUCUCCCCUCACCCCCUUUAUUUCACCGAUUGGAAUGCUUGCCUCUGCUUUGUGCUGUUUUUUUUUUUUCUUUUGUAGCAGUUACUCUGAGUUUUAUAAAUCCAGACAUCAGUGCUAGCACGGUGUUACUCUUUGAUUUUGUCUCAGUUUGUUUUAAACCUGUUUGUCAUCAAUAAAAUAUUAAUAAACAGCUCUUGCAUUCAAGGUGGCCCCUAACUUUCAAUGAUGAAACCAUGAAACAUUCAUUAAAACUUAGUCUGAUUGUAUAAACUUCAAGUUUAUUACUUCUUUUUCAACACAUACUAGUACAAAAGUGUGGUGUGUGCAUAGCAUACAUGGUUAAGCAAAUGAACUGUGAGAAGUCUGUUAGACGUCCUACCCAGGUUCCUGCCUCUGGCUCUUGACCAACUCUAUGCAUGCCUUGGGGAUUAGCUCAAAUGGGAAUAUUCUGGGCCUGUGCGCUGCUGUUGGGUGGGAGUUACAGGGCUUAGGAAGUGCUUUGCUAAAGGUGACCAGUCCAGCUUGGACCAUUUCCUACCUCUUGCUUUGCAUGCUCUGUGGAAAACUAAAAAUUGCGUUUACUCCUGUUAAGUAGUGGUUGACUGGCUUGGGUAGCUGAACCCUGUUUGGCCUGAAUAGUCCUUCAAGAUUGGCUCAGCUUUUGCUGAAAAUACAGUUUAGGUGUUUAGGUCUGGUUUUGGCACUAGCCCGUGUGCUCAGGCAGCAGGCAGAAUGUUGGCAGUAGUAGUGAAGCUGCACGUAGUUUUCAUUUGAUACAAGCUCAUUAAGCUGGUCUGAGAAUGUCUCAAUUUCUAGUUGCUGUUGCCACCUGAACUGUUUCCUCGUGUGUUGUAACCCACCUGCUUCCAUAGUGCUUGGAUAGGGCAGCAUAGGGGACUGUUGCCCUCUCUAUUUUGUUGGAGAACAAGGUAAGGAGUUUUCCUUGCCUGCUGCAUCCUAAUGAGCUGAGCCCUUCAGUCCCUUAGCCUGCUGCAGCAUAGGUUCAAAAAAUUAAUAUUGAAGUUGGUUUGUCCUUUUUUACAUUUGAACAAAAGGGCUCCUGUUAACUCCUGUAGCGAAGUCCUCCUCUAAGCCCUUACACCAUUAAGUGUUUGAAAUCAGUUCCAAUACUGCUCUUGUUCAUCUGCUGGAAUAAUGCAGGGCUAACCUUCCCUGGAGCUUCCCUGCUCAGGCAUGUCAGAGUCAAGAAACGCACACUUGGACCUGAACACACUACUGUGCUUCAAAAGUUACAUAAUCAAGCUACUGCCUUCUCAGUCACCUGCUACACCUUUCAGGCAUGUUAGCAAAAACACUAUCCAGGAGGGGCAGGAAGACGUUGCCUCUGCAAACUAAGAAGUGGUUAAACCUUUAGUGCUCCCCUACAGGGAGAAGGCCUAACUUGUUAUGUUAAUACUUAAUCAAACACUUAGGACGUUACAGCAUAGCUACAAAAAAGAAAAUUCACGCUACUUUUUCAGACUUGCAUCAAAAAAAAAAAAAAAACAAAAAACCAAAAACCCUUCAAGUCUUGUUUCUCUUCCUGCCCUCCCUCCCCACCCUGCCCCAAAAGCUGCAGUUGAGCCAGCUGCCCUGCGUGUGUCUGUCGUGGGCAAGGGGUCCCUCGCUCUCCACCCUGUCCACGGCUCAGCUGGGCCACCUGCACCAGCCGAGAAGGGGCUGCGGCAGCGAAGGGGAGCGGUGCGGGCGGCCUGAGCUGGAAGGGGCACUUACCCCCGGUUCCCGGGGGUGCAGGGGAGCCUUGGCUGCUAACAGGGACAGCGCAAGACAGGAGGAAUGGCUGAAUAGCUUCGCCCAGGCCUUGAAUCUAGCUGCCACAAGUGACUCCACAGCUCACAUAUGUAAAGGUGGAAGAAAAGAGGCAACUCCUCAGUCAGUGAUCACAGUUGCUCAAAAGAGAUGAGACAAAGCUAAUUACAUCUCAAACAAUACUGAUCUGCUAUCUUUUAUUAACAGCAUUAAACAGACUUAGUUAAGAGCCUGUCCACACUAUUGCAACAGACUAGGGAACACAGCCAACAAGCGCAGCUUUGACCUCAAGUCUGGGGGGGGGAG